Drosophila hydei is the source of this 481-nucleotide messenger RNA. RefSeq lists its product as uncharacterized. Lineage: Eukaryota; Metazoa; Arthropoda; Insecta; Diptera; Drosophilidae. The record is from RefSeq and is a predicted model, not a curated record. The transcript has 3 exons. Bases 58 to 399 code for a protein of 113 amino acids.
UUGCCUUACAAAGCGACGGUGCCCAGAAGCGAGUCGCUGCUCAGCUGGAACUUUACGAUGCGCAAGCUGGAAGUGAGUUGGAUUCUAAUUGGAAUAUGGCUAAUGCUAGCAGAAGCGCUGCAGGGCUUCAGCACGCAGUAUCGUGGCAACACGAAGCAUCCAACGCUAUCCGAGCACUGCUUCUAUGCGGAACUGGAGUUGGCUGUGCCUCGCAAUGGAACCGUCUUUCCCGUCGAUCAAUUUGACUUUUGCGCUCAGGUGUAUUGCCGGGAGGACUACGUGCUCAUGAUUAAGCAUUGCGACCGCAUGCAGUUGGCCGAUGGCUGUCAUUUCACGCCCAACGACUAUACCAAGCCUUAUCCGGAUUGCUGUGCCACGCGCGUCUGUCCAACUAAAUGAUUUAUCCAAUUGGAGAUUGUAUAUAUAUUAAUAUAAAAACACUUUUAUACUCAACAUAGACGGAUUUCUGAAUAUGCUAACU